Molecule: messenger RNA, 2038 nt
Organism: Physcomitrium patens
Lineage: Eukaryota; Viridiplantae; Streptophyta; Bryopsida; Funariales; Funariaceae
Cellular component (GO): mitochondrial small ribosomal subunit
Molecular function (GO): structural constituent of ribosome
Source: RefSeq, a predicted model, not a curated record
GGACAGGAAACCCUAAAACCCUACGAGGCCGUAGCUGUCUGGGGUUUUGGUGUCGAAGCCGUGAAGGCAGUUGGGGAGAGGGGAUCUUAGAAGCUGGAGCGGUGCGAGAAAAUGCUCUAAACCUCCUGACAGGGGUUUAACGAAAAAAAAAUCUUUUACAGGAAGUGUAGAAUUGGGCGCAAUGGCAGCUUUAGCGAAGAGAUUGUCGCGAUCGGGUGUGUCUCGCUUGCUCGUAUCCUCCAGCAGUGCUUCUUCCGGGGCUUGUCGAGUGCAGGGUUUGGAUGAAUCAGGGAAUGCUGUCAAUUGUGCCGUGGUUUCCUCGCCAUUUUCUUCCAGUGCGGUGGAGCGGGCUUCCUCAGAUUUGAAGCCAAAGCCGGAGUUGAUGCAAAUAGUCGUGAAUCUUUGUGAAAGAGGUGUUAGUCGUAAUAGUAUCUCUAGUGCUGCGCGAUGGGUAGAGGGAACCUCAGGAUUUGCGGCUCCAGCUGGUCAAUUGUCUACUUUGGGAGUCAGGAGAUUUUCAGCUGUGGCAUCCGUGGGAGGAGGCGACGGCCUUAAUAAAAUCGGAGGUGAAGGUGGAAUUAGUGUUGGGGAAGAUAGUCAGUUGGAAGAUGUUUCGUCGUUGUUUUCCUCUGCUUCUAGUCUGGUGGAUGUCACUGGCGAUGAUGUCCUGAAGUACAUCAAUUUCAGUGAAGAAGACCUGUCGAAGUAUUUUGGAGAGGGUUUACCCGGAGGUUUAGUUAAGGAAUUUGAAGCUACAAAAGCAAAUUCUUUGAUGAUACGUCCAAACGUGUUACAAUUAUGCAAUUUUUUGGAGAGACACGCCACAGGAAAGGAUUGUUUCCAGCUACUUGCUGAGGAUGCAGAUGCUACAAAGCCCAGGAAACAUAUUUUAUUAGACGGACCAACAGGAAGUGGGAAGAGUGUUGCCUUGGCAAUGCUUGUGCAAUGGGCUCGUGCUCGAGGAUGGCUUGUAUUCUACAUUCCCAGUGGGAAGGGGUGGACCCACGGAAGUCUGUACUAUAGGAAUGAAGAAACAGGCCUUGUAGAGACUCCGCAGACGGCUCAGAUGGCUUUGGAGGGAUUUCUCAAGAGCCACUCAGAACUUUUGGAUACUUUGCCAUGCAACAUUUCCGACCCAGUACCUCUUGGAGAAGGAGCUGGAGUGCCUCGCGUCCGGGGUCCGCAGGAAUUUACUUUACCUGAAGGAGCAACAUUGAAACAAUUGGUGGAAAAAGGACUAUCAAUGUCUCAUGCAGGAGUAGGCGCUGUCGUCAGGCUGCGGAAAGAACUCUCUCUUGUUAAAGAUGUCCCUGUUUUAAUUGCAAUUGACGAUUACAACAGUUGGUUUGUCUUCAGCGAAUAUGGAGUGAAAGCCAAGAAACCCAUACACGCCCAUCAACUUGAAAUGGUUCGUGCUUUUCGACCAAUGAAAGGAUCAAAGGAAAUGAUGGUUACAGCAUUUUCUCAUUCAAACGCUGUGGGAAAGCUUCCCUUACAGUUACCGGAUAUUCCCAAAGGGGCCCGGUACAACUUUGCUCGAUACAGCCCUGUUGAGGCCAAUUCUGCUCUUCAGUACUACCACAGUCGAAAAUUAACUGUUGAAGAGCCAGGGGAUGCAGAAGUGAUCAGGCUUUAUUACCUCACAGGUGGAAAUGGGAAAGAGAUGAGAAAUCUUUCUAGAUUUUUGUAAUGGCCCCUGAUAAUCCUCACAUCUAGGUGGAAAAAGGGCUGAAAAAUUUGUAGGUAGAACGCAGGCACAUGCCAACAUUUUCAUCACAUCAGUGAGUAGUAGGGAUAGAUCAAAGUAAAAAAAUCCUUUAGUCGUUUGGAUAUCAUCUCAUUUUCACGGAACUUACUCCAGAUUCAUUUCAAAUGAUAUUUGGUUCUGGUGAUGAAAUUUUCAAUUCCCAAUGUCCAGUUGUGGGUGUUAGAUGUGGCUUUACUGAACACCCACAUGCUCACGGAUGGAGAAAACGAGCACUCUGUUGGUGUGGACGUCUCCGAAGUCUAAUGGAUUCUCCGUUACGUUCUUUUUAUU